UCGGGGUCGCGCUUUGCAAUAUAUCCGGCGGAUGCUGCGAUUCUGCGCACAGAGCAUUGGGUGGCAGCUGCGGCUCAAUGUAUCACCCUUAGACAAGCACAGUGCGAGCGGGGGAAGAGGAGGAGCAGCCGCCGCCGGACACCGACCACCCAUUCCCCCCCAACAAGAAACGGAGCAGCCGGACCCAAGUCAAACUAAACAAGCCGGACUCCAACGUCCUGGGACUGACCCAUCAGGAUUAAAAAGGCGGGGGGAGACAGAGAACCAUCAGGGUGGGGGGUGAAACCGGCUGAACAGGGCGGAGAACGCCAAUAAAGGGAAUCGAUAAGAUCUGCUUGUGAGGGGUGUCAUCUUCUCUUCCAAUUAAUUGGACGCUCGCACUGUCAUUGUCUCACGCCAGCUCUUCUCUAUCACUCCGGGGCAACGGCGGACCCCCGAAAAGACAAGUAGACUUCGCUGACAGUGCGUACUAUAAGAGAAAAGCCUCAUUUCGGUGGGAUUCGGGACUUGCGAUUCACCCUACACCAGAGUGCCGGUGGAACAUUCUGCCAGGGCGGCGCUGAGACAAUCGGAUAGCGGGAGCUUAGUAGAGAGAGGAUGUUAAACGUGGAGAGCAUGGAUCGGGUGGAUCUGUGUGAGAGUCUGUUGACGUGGAUACAGACAUUUCAUGUGGAUGCACAAUGCAAAACAGUAGGAGAUCUGACUAGCGGUGUGGCCAUGGCUAUGGUACUCCAGAAAAUUGAUCCAGUAUAUUUUGAUGAAAACUGGUUAAAUAGAAUAAAAACUGAUGUUGGAGACAAUUGGCGACUAAAGAUUAGCAAUUUGAAGAAGAUUUUAAAGGGUAUCUUGGACUAUAAUCAUGAGAUUUUGGGACAUCAGAUAAAUGAUUUUACACUUCCAGAUGUUAAUUUGGUUGGAGAACAUUCAGAUCCAUCAGAACUGGGACGAAUGCUCCAGCUUAUUUUGGGAUGUGCCGUCCAAUGUGAACAAAAACAAGAAUAUAUACAAACAAUCAUGAUGAUGGAAGAGUCUGUGCAACAUAUGGUCAUGACCGCCAUCCAAGAGUUAAUGAGUAAAGAAACUCCCGUUUCCAUUGGCACUGAUGCCUAUGCUGAACUCGAUCGUCAGCUAAAAAAGGCAAAUGAAGAACUGAAUGAUGCAUUGGCAGCAAAAGAAGAAAUAGCCCAGCGAUGCCAUGAGUUGGAUAUGCAGGUUGCUGGACUUCAAGAAGAAAAAAGCAGCUUGCUUGCUGAGAACCAGAUUCUUAUGGAGCGAAUGAACCAGUCCGAUUCACUGGAAGAUCCGAACAGUCCAGCAGGUCGAAGGCAUCUACAGCUACAAACUCAACUAGAACAAUUGCAAGAGGAAACAUUCAGGCUGGAGGCAUCAAAAGAUGAUUACAGAAUUCGCUGUGAAGAGCUGGAGAAGGAGAUCACAGAGUUACGGCAACAAAAUGAAGAUUUAACGACUCUUGCAGAUGAAGCCCAGUCACUCAAAGAUGAAAUGGAUGUUCUCAGGCAUUCAUCUGACAAAGUAGCCAAGUUAGAGGGCCAGGUGGAGUCAUAUAAGAAAAAACUUGAAGAUCUGGGAGAUUUACGAAGGCAAGUGAAGCUUUUAGAAGAGAAGAACACUAUGUACAUGCAGAAUACAGUGAGCCUUGAAGAAGAACUUCGGAAAGCCAAUGCUGCCCGCAGUCAGCUCGAAACUUACAAGAGACAAGUAGUUGAAUUGCAAAACAGACUCUCUGAGGAGUCAAAGAAAGCAGACAAACUGGAAUUUGAAUAUAAAAGAUUAAAAGAAAAAAUCGACAGUUUACAGAAAGAAAAAGAUAGAUUAAGGUCAGAAAGAGACUCCCUAAAAGAAACCAUUGAGGAGCUGAGAUGUGUUCAAGCUCAGGAGGGGCAACUAACCUCAGCAGGGUUGAUGCCAUUAGGUAAUCAGGAGCCAACAGACAGUUUAGCAGCGGAGAUUGUUACACCAGAAAUUAAAGAGAAGCUCAUACGGCUACAACAUGAAAACAAGAUGUUGAAAAUUAAUCAAGAAGGAUCUGACAAUGAAAAAAUAUCCCUUUUACAAAGCCUGCUUGAUGAUUCCAAUAUGCGGAAAAAUGAGCUAGAGACCGAAAACAGACUGGUAAAUCAACGGUUGAUAGAAAUGCAAUCCCAGGUGGAGGAGCUCCAGAAAUCUUUGCAAGAGCAAGGAGCAAAAGCUGAAGAUUCACUGCUUUUGAAAAAGAAGCUUGAAGAACACUUAGAAAAGCUACAUGAAGCAAACAAUGAACUACAGAAAAAGCGUGCUAUUAUUGAAGAUUUGGAGCCUCGUUACAAUAAUAGCUCAAUAAAAAUUGAAGAAUUACAAGAUGCCUUGCGGAAAAAAGAAGAGGAUAUGAAACAAAUGGAAGAGCGUUACAAAAAAUAUCUAGAAAAAGCAAAAAGUGUUAUACGCACUUUAGAUCCAAAACAGAAUCAGGGAACUGGCCCAGAAAUACAAGCCUUAAAAAAUCAAUUGCAGGAAAGGGAUAAAAUGUUCCUGUCUUUAGAGAAAGAAUUUGAGAAAACAAAGACACAGAGAGAUCAAGAAGAGAAAUUAAUUGUGAGCGCAUGGUACAACAUGGGAAUGACCUUACAUAAAAAAGCAGCAGAAGACAGACUUGCUAGCACGGGCUCUGGGCAGUCAUUUCUGGCACGACAAAGGCAAGCAACAAGUUCUAGAAGGUCCUACCCUGGUCAUGUUCAACCCGCUACAGCGAGGUAGAAGAGACUCAUGGGAAAUCUUCAUCUUGACCUUAUAUUGCACAUGACAGCAUUUCAGGAAAUGUAACCAGUGUGCUUUUAUUUGUUCCUUAUAUUUUUACUACAAAUCCUAAUCACACAAGUCUUUUCUAUGAUGUUUAUUUUCAUUUUUUUUUUUUUUUUUUAAUGUGCCAAAAAUGUUUUAUUAACCCACAAAUAGAUGUAAGAAUUACUAUUUGAUUAAUCUGCAUUGAAGUUCUAAAAACAGAUGGGGAAAUUUACCUUGACCCUGGAUGAAAGCGCCAGAGCACUGAGGGACUAAAAAAAAGCACACUCUUAGUACUCAUUCAAAUACCAUUUCUGAUCAAGAUCUGUCUGCACUCUGCACCUUGCUGCAGAUAAAUAAUCUUGUGUGAGGUGCAGAGCACAGUAUAGGUGAGCUCAAGGCUCCCAUGCCCACCUCUCAUGAAUAGAGCGCUGCUGAAUGCAGGUGCAGAGACCUGUGGGAAUUAUAUGUGCAGGGUGCAAAAUGCAAAAAACAUGGCUUGCAAUUUGCCAAUAAAUUACACCACAUUAUGCUCUCCAUCUCUAUUUUGGCUGGGAGAUACUCUGAGUCUAACAUCCAAAGCAGCUGGAAUGCUGUGACUUGCACACCCCUGAUGCUAUGUGUGCAUAGUUGUAUCAGAUCCACCCUGCAAAGGGAAAGGAAUUGUCACUUUAAAAAAAACAUAAAUAUAAUUGUGAUUGUAUGUAAAUGUGAGUAUAUGGGCAGGUUUUUUCUUUUUCUAUAUGUUUGAUCUGUUGUGCAAAAUGAGACAUUGAUUGGCUCCAGAAAUGUCUGUUUUUUAUGGACAGAAUGUAAACAAGGACUUCAGGUAUACUUUAUAUAGAUGCAGCCAAGUUGUUUUUACAAAACUAUUACCAGCCUUCUUGACAGAAAGUCUACACAAUAACCUGUGUUACACAAGCAGUACACAUUAAUGCAGUGGUCAGACUCCAGCAGAAUGGACUUUAUCAUUGUUUCUCUAUAUCCUGCAUGAAAAAAUGUCUUGCUGAAUGUGUGUAAAGGUAUAUUAUAAUCAGUAGUUUGACCGAAAGCAGGAAAAUGUACAUAUCACCCAACGCUGGGUUAUUUUUCAGCUUUAUUUGCUGCAAGACUUUGGAGACCGUAGUAAGCAAAUGCAACUUUAAAAAAGGGAGACUAUUUUGAUUCGUAAAAAAAAAUUCCAGAUACAUUUCUUACCUGUUCCUGUAAGGUAGGGUUUCACAGUUCAACACCCAGUAUACGUCUCCUGGAUCUCAGAGUAUGCUUAUCAUUAGUUUCUCAUGGAGGUGCGUGGGCCUCAUGCUCAUAUAAUUCCCAUGAUAUCAGUGCUUGAAAAAUGUCAAGCCUCGUCUGUUACUUGACAUACAACUUCUCGUAGGCAAGGUAGAUUGAACCACUGACAUAUGACCCUAACAUCAAGGUAGCACCACGAUUCUACCUUUAUGUGUAGCAAGUUUACUCUACCUCUAGCAGACCAAAUGUUUUUUGCUAGAGGUUGCAUGGGACAGUUUCUGUUUGAGUAAUAAAUUGGAUAUAAAAAUAGUUACUGUUUCUUUUGAGCUUAUGCUCAUGCAUAAGCUUUAAUGAAACUGUAAAUAUUUAUAUAGGUUUUUGGGAAGGUGCCUUCUAUACUGAGCACCGAGAAUAUUUAGGUGGCGUGGGUUUGGCACUGAAUCUAAUUUACAAACUGAUAAUAAUUUGGGCCCCAUUGGCUGUUCUCAUGCACUUAUUGAUUCGUACAAGGUUCAAAGCAUGGGUCAUAGUGGUGGAGAUUGCAAACAUAAAUCAUCUAUAGAUGUCAUAGCAUAGCUUCAGCUAAUUGUCUUGUGUGUUGUAAGAGCAAACUUUGAUUAUUAGGCUGGAACAGGGAGCCCCCUAGCACAAUUCUAACAGAUUUAUUCUUUUCUGAAGUAGUGCUGUGAAUUGCAGUGGAUGUUAUCUGUUCUAAACUGAGCUUAGGUUGGGUUUACAGGCCUUCCCCUGAUUUACAGCUCACCAGAAGUGCUUGAAUUCAAUUGUGAAUACCCAAGGCACACACAAGCUUUUUUUUCUCCUUUACUUCUCAUUGCUGCUGCUUAUGGGUAACCUAAGAAAAGCCAACAAAAUCAAUUCUAAGGCAAUUCCCUCCCAAAAAAUGCUAAAUGUCAUUACUUCACUAUUGUGUAAGAAUUUCAUAUCCAACCCUUACUUUUAAACUUUUUUUUUUUUUAAAUUAAUGAAGAAGGAAAGCUGAAAUCACUGGGAAGUGCCAAAUGUUAGCCCUCUCUUAUGAUUUUAUUCACUUACCUUAUACCCCAGGCUGGUGCUCCUGUUAGCAGAAAACUGCACUGGCCAUGGGUUGUUUUCAGUGAGCACCACAGAGAGAUCCUCUUCUUUCACUUUCUUUCUUCACUACCCUAAUUCUGACACAUGGAAAUAAGGAAGCAGGAAGAGGAUCGCUCGUGAAAUACAGUCUCUGGUUGGUGCCUGAUACCCCGGGCCAGUGCGGAGACAUAUAUUAUAACUUGUUCAGCAGAAAGACCCGACAUAUAUUCUCCCUAUUUAUUCGUUUUCUUCCUCUAAAAAUAACUACAAAAAAUGCUGGGUUUUGUAGAUAAAAAUGUGUGAAUGAGGUAAUGGUCACUUUUCAUUUUGCUUAUUAUAAGUAUGUAUUGGUAGUGCCUUUAGGGUUGAGAUGAAUUUACAUGACCAUCUAAAAUAUCUGUAAUCUACUGUAUUGUGUUUUUGCAAUAGCAGCUGCAUACGUGCAAUAGAGCCUCCAAUGUAAGCUAAUGAAUGCUCUGAGAAUAUAGAGACGUGCAGGGAACCCUCAGAAUACUGACGUUUUUGCUGUGAUUUUGCAAUUUGCUUCAGUUUGUUGCUUCUGAAACCACAGAUACUCCACCUUGUGACAGAACUUAAUACUACAUAGCUACUGGAGGUGUAAUGACUGUAUGAAUUCAGUGUGAUGUAACAACUGCAGUACUUUUGCAUAUAAUUAUUUUCAGAAAGAUUUUUAGAAUUCCCCUAAUUUUGGGAGAGACAGGUGAUCUUCCAUCAGAACAUAAUCUGGAGAAAAGAAUACUGAGUGCACAGGCCAUACUACAAGUACUUGUUAGAUGACAUAUAGGGCUAGGAAAAAAUUUUCACUGACACUAAAUAAUCUCUGGGAAGCAGUUAAUUCAUUAAAGGACCAGUAACACUAAAAAAGGGUAUUUUAUGCAUUUAAAAAAAGUAUUGUUACCCCACAAAUUGUGUGUUUGCUUCAGAAGGACUAUGACAGUUUAUAUAAUAUAUGUAUAUAGCUGCUCUGUAGCCAUGGGGGUAGGCAUUCAAUCUGAAAUUUGGCUUUAUAUUUAAAAUAUUGUGAAGAAUGUUCAUUUAGAUGCAGAAUGAAUAGAUACAGAAUUUGCAUGUAAAAAAACAUAUAUAUUAAUUUGCUGUUGUUACUGUUCCUUUAAUCUGUAUUGCCAGGAAUAGACAAGUUUUCUGAUACUCUGCAACAUAACUGCCACAUUAUAACAAAAGAGACUGUCUACAUCCGAAAACUUCUUCAGUUGCCUCUGUGUGCAAAGCACAUCCCAUACAUUAAAAUGGGGACUAAUAUGAGACAAAUUCUUGGUUUUCACAAGAAAAAGCAGAACCCUUCUGUGUCAUUAACACAAAUGUCAGAACCCAAAUAGCUGUAAGUUAAAAGUUAUAUCUGACAGUAGACCAAGGUCCACCUUAAAUCUGCCCAUCCUUAGGUAAGCCUAAUUUCUUGUGGCCUCUUCUAAAAGAAACUGUCGUGCCAAGAUAAGAAUGUAUGAGUUAUACAUGGGUAUUCUACUCCUGUAUUUAAAUUACACAAAGGCAUAGACAUUUUAUUAAAUGUCCACUAAUACUCUCCCAGUUUUCGUUUCUCAUAUUUGAGAGUCAUCGAUAGAUGGUUCCAUGGCUCCUCAAGGAUUUUCAAAUUUACUUUUAGCCAUGGAAAACGCUUUGACAAAAUCAAGUAUAUAUGUGUGAGUUAAAGGUGAAAUUACAGGUAUGGGAUCCGUUAUAUGGAAACCCAUUAAGAAAACUUAAGGAAUGACCAUCGCCAUAGACUCCAUUUUAACCAGAUAAUUCAAAUUGCGGGUUUAUUUAAUGUUUAAACAAUUUUUUAGUAGAGCCCAUCAACUGAUAAUCAAAUGUAGAUUUUUUUUUUCCAGGAAUCUGUAAAAAAUUUGUGGUUUUCCGUUUUUUUUGUUGUUUUUUUCUUUUUUAAAGCUCUGAAAAUGAGAUUCACUAAAUGUAAAAACCAAGAAAACCUCUUAAUACAAAACUUUGCUAAGUAAAAGUCACAGUCAUAUAGAAGUCAAUGGGAGCUGCACUGAUCUCAUUUUUGGCUUCUUUUUCACUUUUUUUAUUCUGAUCUUUUUAUAAAUGUAGUUUUAAUCAUAAUUUUGAAAACCUCUAAAACCGCUCAAAUCUGACCUUUGAUAAAUAGGCCUUCAAAUGUAUAGAGGUCCAAAUUAUGGAAAGAUCCCUCAUGUGGAAAACCCCAGGUCCAAACAUUCUGGAUAAAAGCUAUAUUUCAAGAUGAUAGCUCUGUAACAAUAAUGUGUUCCACUUUUAAAUGAAUGGUAACAACAGAAGAUAUGAUUGUUCCUCUGCUAUAGACUAAUAGAGCUAAUACAGGAAUCCGCAUGUGUACAUGUCCCUUUCUAACCUUGCUUCACUUGUAGUUUCUUUUUAACGUCAGCAACACCCAGCAUCAGCACUUUUCUUUGAAUCCGAAUUCCUGGCUUACCGGGAUGUUAGUGCACAAAGAGGCACCUAGUCGCUCAUUGGGCACUAACAAGCCAAGCAUUUCACUUGUCACCAUUCUCCAUGGAAGAGCUGUGGCUUGGGUUACCAGACCACUUGUAAAUCAAGGACGUGUAGGUGGCCAUAGACAUACAGAUCGCCAAACGAGCGGAUCUGUUCCCGAUACGCCCACAUUGAAGUGGGCAAUAUCGGGUUGAACCGAUUGUGGGUCCUAGGGCCCAACGAUCGGAUCAUAAUGGAUCCUAUAAGGGUGGUCAGAUCGCGGGACUGCAUAGAUGCGGACGUGAUCCAACGGGAUUUUUUAACCUGCCCGAUCGAGAGCUGGCCGACUUCCCCGAUUGGAAGCCCGUCGGAUGGCCCCACACACGGGCCAGUAAGCUGCUGACUCGAUCUGUCGGCAACUUUUAUCGGCCCAUGUAUGGGGGCCGUAACUAGAAGGACUGCGCUGAUUACAGUUCAGCACUGCACCAUGCAUUUAUUAGACGCAUCCCUGAAUUUUUAAGUAACCCUAGCUGUGGUAAUAAUAAAACUGCAACUGCUGGCAGUCAUCUUCAUUUAUAGUGCAUUAUAGUCAUUCAUGUUUUGUUUUCCAUUGUGUAUCAGUAUUACAAGCAGCAUGUAUAUUCAUUACACAGACCUGUCCGCAAUUGGAUUCUGAGCCUCAUUUAUUUUAUUUAUACGCAUGCUUCUGUUCUCAUGCCAUUAACACGUUUCCUUUUACUUUUCAUUUACAGCGAUGUGGUUGCAUGAUAGCAGUCGGGGCAGCUCGUUGCAUGACUUAGCUUAUUCCUUUGUUUCGGAAUGGCAUAACCUGCAGACUAACCAGCUUUUGUGGCGCACGUCUAACAUUCAUUUUGCCCAUGAAAAUAAAAGCUUCCCAGUUGCGGCAAAUUAUGGCUUAGUUUUAUAAACUAACCUCAUUGUGUAAAUAUCACCACGAAAAAUAAAGUUCUAUUUCAAUGUUGUACUAUAAAUCUUUUUUUUUUUUUCUUCACAUAGUGCCCCUAUUUACAGAUUUGCAAUAUUUUGAUCAAGAAUAAAAUAUGAACAUUUGAAUAUCCCGGAUACAUUGAUGUUCAUUGUGUGCAAUAGAUGUUUAUGGAGUAAAUAUCAUCCAUGUUUUGUGUUCAAAGAUGUCCACACACAACAGAAUGUACAUGAAGCCACUUCUGUAGCUGUACCUUAUGGGAUAUGAUUUCAUUACCAGCAACUAUUGUACAGCCGAAAUGCUUCCACUCUCCAUUUUGUGCGUAUAGCAUCACAGAGCUAUUUGUUUACAUGUUCUCUUUUUAUUUUAUUUUUUGCUCUACAUAUGUAAUAAGAUUUUAUCCUAAAUUAUAUAUUGCUGCCUAAUGUUUGUUAAUAAUAAUUUUCUAAUUACAAUUGUAAUUAAUUU
Xenopus laevis (African clawed frog) is the source of this 8944-nucleotide messenger RNA. It is a transcript of the gene hook3.L, whose product is annotated as hook microtubule-tethering protein 3 L homeolog. The record is from RefSeq and is a predicted model, not a curated record. Lineage: Eukaryota; Metazoa; Chordata; Amphibia; Anura; Pipidae. Gene Ontology annotation, molecular function: dynein light intermediate chain binding; microtubule binding. The transcript has 22 exons. Gene Ontology annotation, cellular component: microtubule organizing center; cytoskeleton; centrosome. Bases 598 to 2754 code for a protein of 718 amino acids. Gene Ontology annotation, biological process: cytoplasmic microtubule organization; cytoskeleton-dependent intracellular transport.